AUGCAAGAAGUGGACGAAAUUAUUAAUCAUUCAGGAUCCAACGGCCACAUUACGUUUGAAGAAUUUAUUGACUUGAUGAUGAUGGACGAAGCAAAAUCUGAAAGCGAUGAAGAGGAUCAAAAUACCAAAGUCUUUGGUAUUGAUGAACACAUCCCGUUCAUCGUUACCGACCAAGUUCAUGACUCGUCCCUCGAGAAUGGUUUUGUAUUUCCUGCCUACGUCGAAGACGAUGAAAUUUCACAUGAAACUUUUCACCGAACAAGUUGCAAGAGUGCCAAUGAAAAGAAUCGAAUGAUUGAUAAGAGUUAUUCGAAGCGAGCACUUUCAAAGAAGAGUAUUCUUUUAGAGAAUCAAGAUGCGCCAUCAGCAUACUCAUCACCAACCAGCAAUAUAACAGUACCUUCCUCACAUUCAACCAUUUCAACAACGCCUACAGCAUCCCCGACCAACAAGUCCAAGAAUUGUCUCUUUCCAGAUAUCUCACCACCUAGAAAUAUUGUUCACAAUAGUAGUAAUAGCACUCCAAAGUCAUCCUCUCCUCGCUCGAACGAGUGUCAUGUAUUGGAUCAGGUCUUUGUUUCACAACCAUCGUCACCAACUAGACCUAGAUCCAUUUCGACUGGUGGAUCCAGUCCAACCCCUCGCUCUCCAACAAGAGAGAAUGAAUUGUACAAGGCCAGUUUGGUCACUCGCUUGCCAGCAAUUCCUUCUAACAAUGACCAGCAGGGAAAAGGUUCCAAUUUGUUGGAUGCUUUAAAAAAACGACUUUCAAUCUUUAGUAAUAACAACAACAGCAACAAUCGAUUGGAUGUGUUGAGCACACCCCAUUCCAAGUUACCACCAAUAUUGGAUGUUAGUACUAGAGCAAGAAGAAAUAGCUCUCCCGUAGUACCACUUGGUGCUAAUGAAAAGCCUAACGGAAAACUCAUGCCACUGGCAUCCACAAGAAACAGAAAGGCAUCGAGUCAGAAUGGUAUUGAUCCAAAAAAGCAAUAUUCGUCCUCGCUUAAUACUAGUAGCUACUUUUCUCAAAGGUACAGCUCAACAGACUACGGAACCUUACAUACAAGGGAGCAAUUAAGGGAGGCGUUUCAGCUCUUUGACAGCAACAAUGAUGGCUUAGUGAGUAAGGAAGAAAUGAAGAUUGUAUUUUCAAAGAUUGGACUCGUCACAAUCAUGAGCGAUGAAGAAUUGGAUCAGCUAUUUAAAAUUGUAGAUAGUGAUAAUGAUAGCAACAUUAACUUUGAUGAAUUUGUAGAAUUAUUCCUAUUGUAA
This is a messenger RNA of Naegleria lovaniensis, 1275 nucleotides long. RefSeq lists its product as uncharacterized. Gene Ontology annotation, molecular function: calcium ion binding. The record is from RefSeq and is a predicted model, not a curated record. NCBI's taxonomy places the organism in Eukaryota, Heterolobosea, Eutetramitea, Acrasida, Naegleriidae. Bases 1 to 1275 code for a protein of 424 amino acids. The transcript has a single exon.